Molecule: messenger RNA, 1768 nt
Organism: Humulus lupulus (European hop)
Lineage: Eukaryota; Viridiplantae; Streptophyta; Magnoliopsida; Rosales; Cannabaceae
Exons: 1
Coding region: 50-1561 (503 amino acids)
Molecular function (GO): protein binding
Source: RefSeq, a predicted model, not a curated record
UUGAGAAAACCCAAUAAUCCCAAGCAGCCUCUGUAUUGAGAAAAUAGAUAUGAGAUCAAUUCAUUCCUCUGCUUCAUCAUUACUCCCCAUUUUUCAACUUCUCAUUCUAUGCAUAGUACUCAAUGGAGUGGGCUGUGAUACCACAAUUCCCCAAAGAAAAACAAUCGAAAUAAUAAUUGGUGGCGGCGGUGGCUAUUACCCUCCCGCUCCCUCCCCAGACAUCGAAGACUGCCCCCCUCCUCCUCCACCUCCUUGUGAGCCCCCACCCCCGCCUCCAUCGCCUCCACCUCCAUCACCCCCGCCUCCAUCGCCUCCACCUCCAUCACCCCCGCCUCCAUCGCCUCCACCUCCACCAUCUCCACCUCCGCCUUCUCCACCACCGCCGCCUCCAAAGAGAGACGAAAACGAGCUACUUAAUAUUGCAAGAGAAACCAUUCUAAAAUUCAAAAAAAAAAUCCUUAUAGAUCCAAAGGGCGUUCUUAAAUCAUGGAGGGGUAGCGACGUUUGCAAGUACAGGGGAUUUACUUGCGACAAACGCCCUGACCGUGGCCUCCGAGCGGUCGCUGGAGUAGACUUUAACGGCUUCGGAUUCGAAGGCAUCAAUUGUACUUUGGGUCUAGAAGAUUUCAUUGACGGGUUAAAGGACCUUGCCUUCUUCCACGUGAACUCAAACAACUUCACCGGCGGCGUCCCGAAAAUCGGCACUAAUAUAAUUCGCUACCUUUACGAGCUUGACCUUAGCAACGGUAAGCUAACAGGGCCGUUUCCCAAGGAAGUUCUAAAGGCCACAAAUCUAACAUUCUUGGACCUUCGUUUUAAUAACUUCUACGGGGAGGUCCCAGGUGAUGUAUUUAAACUCGACGUCCAAGUCAUCUUCCUCAACGACAACAAAUUCGAGGGUUACCUUCCUUCGACUCUCCAAUGCACACCAGCCCUUUACCUCACUUUCGCCAGGAACAAAUUCUCAGGACCGAUUCCUUCAGGCAUCGGAUCAGGAAACACUACCAAUAACCUCCGCGAGGUUCUCUUCCUCGACAACCAGUUCUCUGGCUGCCUACCUUACGGAAUUGGGAAACUUAAAAACUUGACUCUGUUCGACGCUAGCACGAACCUCAUCACGGGUCCGAUACCUCACUCCUUCGGUUGCUUGUCUAAGAUCGAGCUCCUCAACUUGGCCAACAACCAAUUGUACGGUGAGGUUCCGGAGAGUGUCUGCAAGUUACCGAACCUGAGUAAUUUCACCUUGUCCGGGAACUAUAUCACUCAAGUGGGUCCAAUGUGCCGGAAGCUUAUAAACUCGAAGCGUCUUAAUGUGGAUUGGAACUGCAUUCGGGACCUUCCGAAACAGAGAUCCUUCGAGGAUUGUGGUCACUUCUUCUCUAAGGAUCAUCAAUGUCCCGAUGCAAAGAUGAUGAAUUACAUUCCUUGUAAGAAUCAGUGGUACCGUAAGUCUUCGUCGUUGACCAGUACUACUGACCAGUCUGCCACUGACGAAGAAACACCUGCGCCGGCGCCCACUAAGUCGGUGACUUACGGCGCUUUAUCACCGCACGGAUUGUAAUAAGAUAGGUUUGAUAGAUAUUAACUUGUUCGUUGGGGCAGACUGAUGUCAAUUUCAGUGGAUUUGUCGUUUACUGUUUGAUCAUUUUAAUUUCAUGCUUAAUAAUAAAUCAUCUUAAAGUUGUAUAUCAUCAAUGUAUCCUAUUUUGGCGUCUCAAAUAGGGACGUGGAAUAAUAUAUAUAUAUAUAUAGAAUAAAUUAAGGGAAA